CGUGACACUUGUUUCACACGGCCUGACACACCCCUAUUGGCGUUUCCAGCUUCUGAUUGGUCAGGCCGUAUUUCCCACCAGCCAGCUGCUGUUCUGUCUUCUCCUCAGCGUCGGCGCCGUGUCAGCUGCUUAGCGCACCUCACGUCACGUGAUCCCCGCUCUCCUCCCGUCCCGGCUUCCGUAGUGCUGACAGCAGUUGCUGUGCGCUGCCGUACUGUCACACUUCCUCAUCACCGGCACUACGACCUAGUACACGUUCCACUAUGAGCGGCUCCAUGUCUAACUCCAGCACGGGCCUCACGUACAACCAGGACUACAGCACUGGCGGAGGCGGCGGAGAGUCUACAGAGCUGGCACAGGAGGCCACACCGGGCGGGGGCAGCUCCACACCGGCUGGCCUGGGACUGUUCAGCGUUGAUCUAAAGAAGAAUGAAGACUUGGUGCAAAUGUUGGAAAGCAACAAAGACUCUGCCAAAUUAGAAGCAAUGAAAAGGAUUGUAGGGAUGAUCUCACAUGGAAAAAACGCCUCUGAGCUAUUUCCGGCUGUUGUGAAGAAUGUAGCCAGUAAAAAUAUUGAGAUAAAAAAGCUGGUUUAUGUUUACCUGGUACGAUACGCAGAGGAACAACAAGACUUGGCGCUAUUAUCCAUCGCUACAUUUCAGCGUGGUUUAAAGGAUCCUAACCAGCUGAUUCGUGCAAGUGCCCUGAGAGUGUUAUCCAGUAUCCGUGUGCCAAUUAUUGUCCCCAUAAUGAUGCUGGCUAUAAAAGAAGCCUCCGCAGAUUUAUCUCCCUAUGUGCGGAAGACAGCAGCACAUGCUAUCCAGAAGCUGUAUAGCCUUGAUCAAGAACAAAAGGACAUGCUCAUAGAGAUCAUAGAGAAACUUCUGAAAGACAAAAGCACACUUGUGGCCGGUAGCGUAGUGAUGGCAUUUGAAGAGGUAUGUCCGGAUAGAAUUGAUUUGAUUCACAAAAAUUACCGGAAGCUGUGUAACCUGUUGGUGGAUGUGGAGGAGUGGGGACAAGUGGUGAUCAUCCAUAUGCUGACUCGAUAUGCACGUACGCAGUUUGUCAGCCCCUGGAAGGAGGAUGAAAUGUCAGAGGAUGCAACAAACAAUUUUUAUGCUUCAGACGAAGAAAAUGAGAAGGAAGCGAACCAGAAAAAACCAUAUACAAUGGAUCCAGACCACAGGCUUCUCUUACGGAAUACCAAGCCAUUGCUGCAGAGCAGGAACGCUGCGGUUGUUAUGGCAGUAGCACAGCUGUAUUGGCAUUUGGCACCGAAAUCUGAAACCAGUACAGUUGCCAAAUCCCUGGUACGCCUUCUCCGCAGUCACAGGGAAGUGCAAUAUAUUGUUCUUCAGAACAUAGCUACGAUGUCUAUACAGAGGAAGGGCCUGUUUGAGCCAUUUCUAAAGAGUUUCUAUGUCCGAUCAACCGAUCCGACCAUGAUAAAGACGUUAAAGCUUGAAAUUUUGACAAAUUUGGCAACUGAAGCAAAUGUCUCCACCCUGCUACGCGAAUUCCAGACCUAUGUAAAAAGCCAGGACAAACAGUUUGCUGCAGUCACAAUCCAAGCAAUAGGAAGAUGUGCGACCAACAUCUCUGCUGUGACUGACACGUGUCUUAAUGGCCUUGUAUACUUAUUGUCAAACAGAGAUGAUGCCGUUGUUGCAGAAAGUGUGGUCGUCAUUAAAAAACUACUACAAACCCAGCCGUCACAUCAUGGUGAAAUCAUCAAACACAUGGCGAAACUCCUCAGCAAAAUUACUGUUCCCAUGGCAAGAGCCAGCAUUCUGUGGCUUAUUGGAGAGUACUGUGAGCGAGUGCCUAAAAUCGCACCUGAUGUUCUGCGCAAGAUGGCAAAAAGCUUCACUAAUGAGGAUGACCUUGUGAAGCUGCAAAUAUUAAACCUUGCAGCAAAGCUUUACUUAACCAACUCCAAACAGACAAAGUUGCUUACUCAGUACAUAUUAAAUCUGGGCAAAUAUGAUCCGAAUUACGAUAUCCGGGACCGCACACGUUUCGUGAGACAGCUUAUUGUUCCGAAUGAGAAGAGUGGAGCGCUGAGCAAAUACGCCAAAAGGAUCUUUUUGGCCCAAAAACCUGCCCCUGUACUUGAAUCUCCGUUCAAAGAUCGAGAUCGUUUUCAGCUUGGAACUCUGUCUCAUACACUGAACGCUAAGGCUACUGGGUAUCUGGAGCUGUCUGAUUGGCCGGAAGUAGCACCUGAUCCGAGUGUUCGCAAUGUGGAAGUAAUUGAACCUGCUUCAGCUUGGGAAACAUCGGUCAGAAAACCCAAAAAAGUAAAAUCUACAUCAGAUAAGUUUUAUUCAGAGUCUGAAGAAGAGGAAGAUGCGUCUGCUGCAUCCAGCGAAAAUGAGUCUGACAGCGAGGAGGGCAGCAGUGAUCAGGAGGAAAGUAGCAGUGAGGAUAGCGAUGCCAGCUCCUCAGGUGAAGAAGAGGAAGACUCAAAUGAUGAAAAACACCCAAACAAAGGGAAGAAAAAAAAACAUGCCAGUGAAUCUGACGAUGAGAAGAACGGAAACGCAGCAGAAAGUGAGGAGUCCAGUUCCUCAUCUGAUGAAAGUUCAGACUCUGUUUCACAGUCGGAAUCGGGAUCUGAUAGCGAGUCACUGCCACAGACACCUAAACAUGCGACUAACGCUAAGAAAGCUGAAAGGAAACCCACACAGGACAAGGCACCUACUAUAAAGAAAGACAUCUCUCUCCUAGAUCUAGAUGACUUUAACAGUUUACAAUCUCCUGUAGCUGUUCCCAAAGCUGCAAUCCUUUCUCCUAGCUUAAUAGGAGAUCUACAAGGUUUAUCCCUAUCUACCUCAUCUCCAGUAAUAAAUGUAAGCGUGCCAUCAUUUGUCCCUACGACGACGCAUGAUCUUCUCCAUCGAAUGAGUGGCAAAGGUCUGUCGGCGCACUAUUACUUCCCGCGACUGCCAUGCAUUUUCGGAGUUCAAAUGGUCUCUGUGCAAAUUACAUUUCAUAAUACCAGUGACAAGGACAUAGAGAAUAUUCACAUAGAAGGAAAGAAGACCGAUUUGAAGAUGCACUUGUUCAGUCCAAUAGAUUCUCUGGAGCCAGAGGGAUCCAUUACGGUCUCAAUGGGUAUUGACUUCUGUGAUUCCACUCAGACUGCCAGCUUUCAGUUGUGUACUAAAGAUGAUCAGUUUUCUGUUGGGAUUCAGCCGCCACCAGGAGAACUUCUCCUACCAGUAACCAUGUCGGAAACAGACUUUAGGAAAGAGCAAGCAAAGCUGACGGGUAUGAAUGAGCAUUCAGCAACUAUUACAGUAUCCCCACAGAGCAGCAUACCGCAGGCCGUGGCACAGAAGUUCAUUGCAGCUGCCAACCUCGGGGUAGUUCCUUCAGGACAAAACAACAUAUACAGGUUUGCAGCAAAGACUGUGCACAGUGGGUCAUUGAUGCUGGUCACAGUGGAGCUGAAGGAAGCCUCUACAGCACAGCUCAUCAUAAACACUGAGAAGACGGUGAUUGGCUCUAUUCUGCUGCGGGAGCUGAAGCCUGUCCUGUCCCAAGGGUAGCCAGCUUACAUCUGGACUUCAGAAUCUGGCACACAACAAAAGUGCCUGGCAUCCACUACUGCUGCCUUUCAUUUAUAAUAAUAGCCUUUCCAUCUGGCAGUAGUGGGAAGAAUACACUCUGGACAAUCUUGUCUUUGCUUCAGAAUGAUAGUGGAGCUUGUGCUAACCAAAGAUCAUAUGUUUCUCUCUCGGUUAUCUCUGCUUUUAAACACAUUUACCGUUUGUUACAUUUGCUAGAUAUCAUCUCAAAACAUUUUUAGGUUUUCAUGGUUUAUUUUUAUUUUUUUCUACCAGUCCUGUACCUACCGGAGUCCAGUAAGAGAUGGUUCUGUAGUGUUCCACGCAAGGUACAUCUGAGGUACCGAAGUGUGGUGAUUGCUUAAUGUAUACGUUUCACAUAUCGCCCCCCUCGUCACUUUAUUUUUAUUUUAUUUUUGUUAAAUUGGAUCUUUAUCGGCAACCGUUUUACAAGUGUACAAAUCAUUCCUUUUUCUUUUUACAUUCUUGAUUACAUGUGUUACUGAACAGGCUGCCAAAGUAAUUAUUUCUCACAAAGUAUUUCUGUGUAUGUAUAAUAGCCAAAUAAAACAUUUCAAGAGUUCUA
Pseudophryne corroboree (corroboree frog) is the source of this 4161-nucleotide messenger RNA. It is a transcript of the gene AP3B1, whose product is annotated as adaptor related protein complex 3 subunit beta 1. Gene Ontology annotation, cellular component: membrane coat; clathrin adaptor complex; AP-3 adaptor complex. The transcript is spliced from 27 exons. Bases 264 to 3557 code for a protein of 1097 amino acids. Lineage: Eukaryota; Metazoa; Chordata; Amphibia; Anura; Myobatrachidae. Gene Ontology annotation, biological process: intracellular protein transport; vesicle-mediated transport; anterograde synaptic vesicle transport. The record is from RefSeq and is a predicted model, not a curated record.